AUGCCUUCUGGUUUUUUUUUACUGCAACGUUUCUUUUUACGUAUUGAUGGUGGACUGUUACGGGUGUACGACACACGACUACAAUGGCGUCGAAAUGACAGCUUCCUAAUUCGGGAUGUACGUCGAGCGGAGACUUCAUCUUGGAGAGCAGAUAUGGCUGGAGUUAAUUUAGAAACGGCAGACCAAUUAUGUGACACUUUAAUUGAACACUAUACAGAAAAGCUUGUACCAUCAAGUUUAAAUUUAUCUUAAAAAAGUACCAGUUGUAUAUUUUACAUGAUUUUUGUAU
Messenger RNA from Heterobilharzia americana, 289 nucleotides. Lineage: Eukaryota; Metazoa; Platyhelminthes; Trematoda; Strigeidida; Schistosomatidae. The record is from the annotation of a GenBank genome assembly.